CACUGUGUCUGUCUGCAUUGUCGUGCUGUGAGCAACUUCGAAACUUUACGCAGUGGUGAAAGUUUGAACUGGUACCAAAUAUGUCAGCUCUCCUUAAAUUAAACAAAUUGUACAAUCUGUCAAAAUACCCUGUCCACUCUCCACGACCACUUUUGGCCUGUCUGUACCACACGGAAAGGGGAGUAUAUGGUUACAGACCUAAACAGAACGACUUGAGUUCCAAAGUCUUGACGAGCAACCAUAUCUCCGCGCUAAAUGAAGACCAUGGACUGGCACGACUGGUGGACGCAUAUCGAGCACAUGGACACAAAGCAGCCAAAAUUAACCCAUUGCUUCCUGAUGCGCCGGUGUUGGAGACGGUUCCUGAAAUCAGCGCGUUAAAUGGGACCCUUGAAGGACCCCUCAAGACAAGCGGUCUGCGUCACUUUGGAAGAGCAGAGGCAUCACUGGAAGAAGUACUUGCAUACCUGGAUGAAACCUACUGUGGGCGAAUCUCUGUGGAGAUCAGCCAGCUGGAGAGUGUGCAGGAGCGGGAGUGGAUGGCAGACCGCUUUGAGGAGCUCAAAAAGGAGAACUUUUCUCCAGAGGAGAGACGACAGCUUGCUCGGCUAAUGCUCGAGUCCCAGGAAUUCGACCAUUUCUUGGGCACUAAGUUCGCUACUGUGAAGCGGUAUGGAGGUGAGGGAGCGGAGAGCAUGAUGGGAUUCUUUCAUGAGCUGUUCCGUCAGGCGGCGUACAGUGGCGUGACCGAGGUGAUUAUGGGUAUGCCUCAUCGCGGACGCCUCAACCUGCUGACAGGACUUCUACAUUUCCCACCAGAGCUCAUGUACCGCAAAAUGCGCGGCCUCAGCGAGUUCCCAGAGAACUCUCCCUCCAUCGGCGACGUACUCUCGCAUCUGACCUCCUCUGUGGACCUCGACUUUGGGGCUGAUCACCCAAUUCAUGUCACCAUGCUGCCUAACCCAUCUCACCUUGAAGCCAUUAACCCUGUUACUCAGGGCAAGGCCCGUGCCCGAGAGCAGAUCAAACAGGAAGGGGAUUAUUCCCCUGACAACAGUGCCCAGCCCGGAGACAAAGUAAUUUGCCUUCAGGUACACGGAGAUGCCUCAUUUUCAGGCCAAGGCAUUGUGCCAGAAACGUUUACAGUGUCAAAUCUACCUCACUAUAGAGUUGGAGGGAGUAUUCACCUCAUUGUUAAUAACCAAGUGGGAUAUACCACUCCCUCUGAGAGAGGGAGAUCAUCAUUGUAUUGCAGUGAUGUUGGUAAGAUGGUUGGCUGUGCUGUGAUUCACGUGAAUGGUGACGAGGCUGAGGAUGUGCUUCGGGCAACAAGACUUGCAGUAGAGUAUCAGCGGAAGUUCCGGAAGGAUGUGAUCGUUGAUUUGCUGUGCUAUCGACAAUGGGGACACAACGAGCUGGAUGAACCAUUUUUCACCAAUCCAGCCAUGUACAAGAUUAUCCGGGCCAGGAAGAGCAUUCCAGACUUGUAUGCGGACCUGCUGGUGUCCGAGGGCCUGAUGACUGCGGAGGAGCGGGGUCAGAUACGGACCACCCACUAUGGCAUGCUGAACGAGAAGCUGGCCAACAUGACCCAGUACAGCCCGUCGUCCACCAAUCUGCAGGGCCGCUGGGGGGACCUGGCAGAGCCCCAGGCCUGCAUCUCCACCUGGGACACGGGCGUCCCCGCACCCCUGCUGCAGUUUGUGGGCGCCAAAUCGGUGGCCAUUCCUGAGGACAUCCACAUACACGGUCAUCUCAGGAAGACACACGUGCAGGCACGGCUGCAGAAGCUGGAAGAAGGAACCAAACUGGACUGGUCCACUGCUGAAGCCAUGGCUUUGGGCUCACUGCUCUGCCAAGGGUUCAAUAUCCGUAUCAGUGGACAGGAUGUUGGGAGAGGUACCUUUAGCCAGCGCCAUUGCAUGGUGGUAUGCCAGGAGUCCAAUGACAUGUACAUCCCUCUGAAUCACAUCAACCCAGAGCAGAGGGCCUUUAUGGAGGUGUGCAAUAGCCCCCUGUCGGAGGAGGCUGUACUGGGCUUUGAGUACGGUAUGAGUAUUUCCCAGCCCAAGCUUCUACCCAUUUGGGAGGCCCAAUUCGGAGACUUCUUCAAUGGAGCUCAGAUCAUCUUCGAUACCUUCAUCUCCGGAGGGGAGGCUAAAUGGCUGUUGCAGAGUGCCAUAGUGAUCCUUCUGCCACAUGGGUAUGAUGGAGCUGGACCAGAGCAUUCCUCUUGCCGUAUUGAGCGUUUUUUACAGAUGUGUGACAGCAAGGAGGCGGGUGUGGACAGUGACAUGGUGAACAUGUCUGUGGUGAACCCCACCACUCCGGCACAGUACUUCCACCUGCUCCGGCGACAGAUGAUCCGCGAUUUCCGCAAACCUCUUAUUGUUGCCGCACCGAAGACACUGCUAAGGUUCUCAGGUGCUGUGUCUAGCCUUGCUGACUUGGCUCAAGGAACAUCUUUCAAACCUGUACUGAAUGACCCAUCAGUGAACCCCUCAAGUGUCCAGCGGGUGCUGCUCUGCUCUGGCAAACACUACUAUGCCCUGCUGAAGCAGCGGGAGUCGCUGCCAGCAGCAGCCCAGAACACGGCACUGAUCCGUGUGGAGGAGCUCUGCCCCUUCCCCUUGGAGGCUCUACAGAAGGAGCUCUCCAAAUACACCAAUGCCAAAGAGUUCAUAUGGAGUCAGGAGGAACCCCAGAACAUGGGUGCCUGGUCCUUUGUGGCCCCAAGAUUUGAAAAGCAACUGGCAUGCAAGCUGCGACUGGUUAGCCGACCACCUCUACCUGCUCCAGCAGUGGGCAUCGGCAUGCUGCACGGUCAACAGCAGGAGGCUAUUCUCACAGCCUCCUUCAGCUAAGGGGCCUCCCCCAAGUGCACAGCACAGAACAGCUGCAAGAACAUUGUGGCCACUGAAGAGGACCUAAUUUGACAUUCAGGAAGGGAUUCUCCUGGGGAUGCAGAGUUUGAGCAAAAGCUCUGCGCCCCAACAGAAGAGAGAUUGUAUUAGUAUUAAUGAGUUUUCCUUACCCAGCUCCUCCAUUGGAUAUACAGUGUUAACAACAUGGUUUACUCUUGCUAUUGGAGUAAAGGAUGGUGAGAAAAAUACUUGAUGAAGACUGCCUAACUAAAGGCAUGCAUUAAGGCAUCUUGGCAUUGAUCUACUGACUUUUCCUGCACUUAUCUAUAGAGAAUGAUAGUUAGUCUGUAUAGCAAUAGGUUCUUCAGACCGUACUGGGCACAAUGUCCCUCAAGAAGUCAAGUAGGUCAUACAGCGUCACAUAAUUGAAUAGCAGCUUGCCUCCUCAAUGGUAUUCCAGUCUCAAUAACCAACUAACAGUUUGAUCUUUGUUGUUAAGAAUAGUUAAUAAUUAGACUUUAAAAGGAUAAGUUAAUUAUGAUACUGGAUGAAAAGUGCCGUUUUAUUUUUCAAAAACAGAGAAGGACAUAGAGAUAUCCUGCAUUAGCGAAAUAUUUUAUUAUUGAGAAUUAUUGCUGAUAGUUUUGUUUGCAAACUAAGUACGAUAUUUCCUAAAGACUUUUCAUAAUUACAUUACAUUUUACGUAUCGCAUCUUCACCUAAUAAAUUAACUCUAUUUCUGUAUCCAC
This is a messenger RNA of Clupea harengus (Atlantic herring), 3613 nucleotides long. It is a transcript of the gene dhtkd1, whose product is annotated as dehydrogenase E1 and transketolase domain containing 1. Gene Ontology annotation, molecular function: thiamine pyrophosphate binding; oxidoreductase activity, acting on the aldehyde or oxo group of donors, disulfide as acceptor. Lineage: Eukaryota; Metazoa; Chordata; Actinopteri; Clupeiformes; Clupeidae. The record is from RefSeq and is a predicted model, not a curated record.